Messenger RNA from Uranotaenia lowii, 5268 nucleotides. It is a transcript of the gene CenB1A, whose product is annotated as arf-GAP with coiled-coil, ANK repeat and PH domain-containing protein 1. Bases 832 to 3540 code for a protein of 902 amino acids. Gene Ontology annotation, cellular component: cytoplasm. Lineage: Eukaryota; Metazoa; Arthropoda; Insecta; Diptera; Culicidae. The transcript has 4 exons. Gene Ontology annotation, molecular function: GTPase activator activity; protein binding. The record is from RefSeq and is a predicted model, not a curated record.
CCAGCUCCAUUUCGUUUGGGUGGAUGUGUGAAAACCGUGCUGAAAACCAAGUCCAAAAAUCGCGGCACAGAUCCAUCGAAACACAAACCUUCACCUCUUUACACACAUUCGUCGUUUAGUUCUUCAGUAGCCAGCUAGCCAUCCGAGUGCAUUUCGAUUCGAUUCGUCGGGCGUUCGUGUGUUUUUCCUUUGCCAUCGGAAAAAUAGCAGCAACAGUGAAAGUUUUUUUCUUGUUUGUCGAUGUCGAAGACGGAUAAUUUGUUCGGAUUUGUUGCGUAAAACUUCGGUUAUCCGCAGUAGUUAGUUUGUCUUCCGGAAAAUCUUCCCCCGGGGACGGUGAGCAAGCUCGGGAAUUUGUUCCCCAUCAGAAAAGCGGAAUUGAUUUGCUUGAUAGCAAGUGCCGUUUCUUUAUUUGCGUUCGUCAUCGCGCAAUUAGCUCCAGAGCUCUGUGAACUGACGAAGACCCGUCGAAGUUGGUGUUUUGUUACCUCUGCGCUCUGUGUGCUGUUACAUAUCCACAUGAGUUGAGCGUAUUUUUUCCUCUUUAUUUUGUUAUAUUACCUGCUGCGCCCCUAUAGAGAAGAAUCAAACGGCACAGGGAAGGAGGCAAGCCACAUAGUAGUAUACCACUUCCAGCUGCUUCGGAAACCAGUUGUCUGGUGUAUUGAAAGAGAAUUUAUUAGAUAACGUAAUAGAUCAUCCCACUACAUUAGUUUACAAGUAUGAUCUAAUAAAGUAAGGAUUGUUGAGAGCCUGCGCUGCUGGUCGUAAACAGUGGAAUUCCAUAAAACACAUUCGGGACAGUCCAGGGAACCCGUUAAGCUGAGCACCAUGAGCUGCAAAAUCGACUUCAGCGAGUGCCUGAAGGAUUCCCCCAAGUUCAGAUUGCGUCUCGAACAAGAAGAAAAUGACAUCGACCACCUGGAGCAGAAGCUGGACAAAAUCAUCAAAAGUUGCAGCCUGGCCGUGGACAGUGGCAAGGAGUACAUUCGCAAUCAGAGCGCGUUCGCCACCUCCCUAUGGGAUCUGCAAAAGCACUUCCAGGACGACAAAUCGUCGACCAAUGCGCUUGCGAAGCUGAUCCACUGCCUGCAGGAAAUGAACAAGUUUCACACAACCCUGCUGGAUCAGGCCAAUCGGACGGUGCUGAAAAAUCUUACCAGUUUUCUCAAGAAGGACGUUAAGGAGGUCAAAGACUAUAAGCAAAUUUUUACCAAGGUUUCGGAAAAUCUGGACGUAGCUGUUUACAAAAAUUCUCAGGUUAGCAAAAAUCGACCAGCGGACAUUGUGGAGGCAGAAAAUGUGCUUUCCGCGACUCGUUCCGGUUAUAAUCACGCAGCCCUAGAUUAUGUCAACUAUAUUACGAUGCUGCAGAAUAGGAAAAGGCACGAAAUACUUUACACUCUGUUGAACUACAUCAGAGCCUGUAGCACCUAUUUUCAUCAGGGGUCAGACCUCUGUGAGGAUUUUACCUCAUUUUUCAAAACGUUGGACGAGGACAUUGAUCGGAUGCGAGGCGAGUACAAUCUGUUGGACAAGCAGAUGCAAAACCGACACACCUGUGUCAAAGAACUGCUGGACCAGGCGGAGAAAUCACUGACCACAGCGAACGAAACUCAAGGCUCCUCCUCCUCCGGUGGUGGCGAUGGUGCAGAUCCUCGUGCCUCGCAAUACUCCGGCCGACUAUUGCAGACCCACAUGGAAGGCUACCUGUUCAAGCGGACAUCGAAUGCGUUCAAAACCUGGAACCGGCGGUGGUUUUGCAUGCGGGACAAUCAACUGUUCUACCGAAAGCGUACCGGUGAAGAGCUUCCCACUGUGAUGGAGGAGGAUCUACGCCUGUGCACGGUCCGAUUGCUAUCGGAUUCCGAUCGUCGCUUCUGCUUCGAAGUCAUCUCACCCACCAAAUCCCACAUCCUUCAGGCCGAUUCGGAGGCUAUGUUGAAUGCGUGGAUCAAGGCGCUGCACAAGGGUAUCGAUUCGGCCAUUCAGAACCACAGCCCGUACAGUAACGAUAUGCGUGGCAUUCAAACGCAAUCGCCAACCAACGAGGAUGGGCCGAGCAGUUUGGUUACGGGAGCUGGUGGUGGCUUAAGGCCGGGAGAUCACAAGAAAGGAGUGAAGAAAAUCAACUGGACCCAAAUCUUGCGCAUUCCGGGCAACGCUCGGUGCUGCGACUGCGGCAACUCGGACCCGAAGUGGGCCUCGAUCAAUCUGGGCAUUACGCUGUGCAUCGCCUGUUCCGGCGUCCAUCGUAGUUUGGGCGUUCACUACAGCAAAGUUCGGUCGCUCACGUUGGACGUGUGGGAGCCGGAAAUAUUGCGGGUCAUGAUCGAGCUGGGCAACGAUGUGAUCAAUCGAGUUUAUGAAGCGAAUACGGCCAAGGUGAAUCGAUUCGAUCGGGCGACGGAUAAUUGUGAGAUAUCGGUGCGGGAGGCUUGGAUUAGGGCCAAAUAUAUCGAGAGACGGUUUGUGCUUCCGUUGGACAGUAGCGGAGGCUUGGAUCCGACUCCGACCAGUACCAGCUCUUCGACGUUAUCGUUUAAGAGCUUGGACAAUGAUAGCAGCAAGUAUCCGGAAAAGUGGAGUAUAAAGAAGUUGAGACGUCGGAGCUAUAGAAAGUUGUUGAGGAAGAGAAAUGUGGAUGAAGAGGGAGCCGAAGGUCCUUCGGGAGAUGGUGUUGUCGAUACGGAUCCAGACGCGGACGAAAAGGAUGUGAACCUGAAUAUUCCAAAGAAGUUUAACGAUAUUCUGCUGAUUGGGGAGAAUAUAAUCGAGAACAAUCAUAACUUGAUGGAUGAAAAUUUGCUGCUACUGAAUUCGGAUCAGGAGUCUACGAGUGGGGAGGAAGAUAAUGGGAUCAUGGAGUGUGAGGAGUUUGAGAAGCUGAAUCCAAAUUUUCUGCUGUAUAAAGCUGCCAGUGGUCACAAUUUGCCGGUGAUGUGUCAGGCGAUGGCACUGGGAGCUGACAAGAAUUGGCGUAACGAGGAAGAACUGGAUAGAUCUGCGUUGCAUGCAGCAGUUAUGUCUGGGUCGGUAAUGUCUUGCGAGUUUUUGCUGCUAAACGGAUGCAAUAUCAAUUCGGUUGAUCGGAAUGGUUAUACGGCGCUCCAUUUGGCCGCAGUUCAUGGAUCAACGGCACAGGCUUAUCUGCUGUUGAAACACAAGGCCAGAUACGAUAUUAAGGGAGUGGAUGGAAAGGUACCGGUAGACAUCGCUAUGGAGAGGACCGAUGCCGAUAUCGUGACCCUGCUGAGGUUAGCACAGCUGAACGAUGAAAUAGGUCCCGGUGAGGAUGGGGAGAAUUAUUCCGGAGGAGAUUCCACUUAUGCGGCUGUGAUGAACGACUUUUCCCACCUGACUUCCAUUCAACCCCAGCGGUUGCAGCGAAACAAGAAUUCUGCGACGACGGGGGCCGGAGCUUCCACCGAUGUUAGUUUAGGAUCGCUAGCGGCCCUUCCGUCCGAUGCGUCCAGUGCUUCCGGCGAUGCCGUGCCGGUUACGGAUCUAGACGAAAGAGGAAGCGCCGAUGGUAAGUGAAUAGUGGGGAUGAAUGUUGAAGAAGAACUUUUUAGUGGUUGGAAUAUUUUACACCGAUGAGCGAUGUCUUAGGAAACGAAAGUGCUUUAUAUAUUGUGACGUUUUGUGUGUUGUUGGCAUGAGACGACCAUUGUGAAUCCGGGUGUCGAUUGUGGGACCAAUGAAACGUUGGCUUGUUUAGUAUUUAUUUAGUUAUCUCGUGAGGAAGUCUUAUUUGUUUUAUUUUCUAUUUAAUAAAUUUAUGAGCAAUCGCUCCUCUUUAAUUUUUUUUUAUCAAUAAACGUACUGCAAUGUUAUUGAACAAAAAAAAAGGUUGUAAAAAAAUUAAGCAUGACAUCUUGAUUUAAAAAAGAGUAAACCAAUCUUCUUCUCUAUUGUUUUAAUGCGAUUCGUUAGAAAAUGUCCACAGGCCUCAAGUCGACACCACUUGGAUUGUACUUAUAGAACAUAAGAUAAAAUCAAAUUACGUGAUAUAAAACAUUUUAGUUAGACACCACAAUGAACGAAAAGUGUUUACCAAUGAAAAAAAAUGGUAUGACAAAUCCAUGUUUUCUUAAAAAACGCGAUUCACAUUCACAAACGCAAAAUCACAUCGAGAAGUAUUGCUCCCAUGUAUGGACAGGCGGCCGUUGUUGCAUUUUAAAGCAAAAACUUAUUUUCAGCUGCAGCUUGUGCACAAUCAUUCCAUUUUUCACGCCGACCAGUUUAUUAAUACCUAACGUUAAAGUUCUUAGCCUAGCGUUUUUAGUAUUUGACAAUACCUAUUAUAACUAACAAGUACUAAAAAGAGUUAAAAAAUGAAAGCACUGUUUCAAACCACAUACUAUUGUUUUAAACAAAUUCCACGUAUUGAACGGAGUCAAAAUAGCUGCUUACAAAGCCGAUUUUAAUGUUGAAUCUCCUCUUCGAAGAAAUAAGGAAAACUGACAAAACAUAGAACUAGCUGCUUAAACUGCAGAUCCAUAUUGUUAAGUGACAGUUGAUUGUAGCGUAUAUAGGUUUAUCGAUCGUUUCUUCCUCUUGUCUGUUCGUUCCUUGCUGUUGUAGUGAGUAAACUAAUUUAUUGUUAGACAGAAAAAAAUCUACUGAACCGAUAGCAUAGCAUUUCAAAGAUUAGGUACCUAAAAUGCAAAUUUGCCAAAAAUAAGAAAACUAUCAACAAUCAAUUAUUAGACAGAACCAAAUCAUUAUUAGAAUUGUACCGACCGAACAAACUUGUUCCUCCCUGUAUACUGAAACGAUGAGAAACGUCUCUAGCAAACGGUUUUUAUCGAAGAACACAUAGAAACAAAACCUGACUUGAACUAGAAUCUGGAAGUUACAAACCUUUUUAUUUUAGUGGCAAUUCAUGCUAUAAGUCGGUUUCGCGUUCAAGUUGGUGGUUUUGAAGUCAAGCGAGCUGGUUAUAAUUAUUUUAACAACUCAUAGUCACCAUGCAUCGCCCUUUGACAAUAUCAAAAAUACUACAUUCUUCAUCAAGUAAAAUCCACCCACCCGCCUAGUAAAAUCUAGUAGAAAUCAAAGAACAAAUCCAUGCGCGCAUCAAAGUUUCUCUUGUGGAACGAACAAUAUCCUACCCACAUCAUCCCAGCUACCUACCAGAGAAACUCUAUCAAUAUUAUACAUAAAAUACAUCCACUAUUAUUAUAUACACGAUUACAAUAUUACCUAUAUUGAGAACAGUUAUAUUAUAAAGAUGAAUAAAUACUGCUGUUUUCGGUUUCAAAA